Messenger RNA from Clunio marinus, 231 nucleotides. Lineage: Eukaryota; Metazoa; Arthropoda; Insecta; Diptera; Chironomidae. The record is from the annotation of a GenBank genome assembly.
AUGUUGUUUUUAUCUGAAGCAAUAAUAAAGUUGUUUCAUUUUGAUGAUGUCUUAUUUGUGAUAGGAAGUAGAAAUUUUACAAUCCCUGUGAAGAUUGCUCUUAUUUAUGACGUCAUUUGCAAUCAAUCCCUAAAACUGUUUUUUAAAGCUCUCAAACACAUAAAAGUAGUCACUUUUACCUUUCAUAUCACAGAAUAUUCCAUCGUGAAGCAAGAAGAAAAACAUAAGUAA